CUCUCGCGUCUCUCAUCGCCGUCGACAACGUGCUCGCUGUUGCUGCUCACUGUCAUCGCCUUUCUCGCAUAGACCGACAUCCUGAUACUCUAAGGCGGCGGCGAGCUUGAUAGCCACACGUCGCACGGCCUCGCAAACGCCUGUGCCACCAUGGGUGUUCCCCGCAUACCCAGCCUCUUUCUCUGCGCGGCGCUCUGGGUGCAAUGCGUAAUAUUCGUGCUGGGCGCGCCGACGGACAUCCCCUCGGCAGCCAGCUUCUACGUCCCUUCCCUCCCCGACUUACAACCCCACCCCGAUCGCCCCCUCUCAAUAUUCGCCGGACAUCUAUCAUCAGACCCGGAUGCUAGCAAGGCAGCUGCUACAGAUGUUACCGCACACCUCUACUUCGUCAUGAUCAAGAACCGGCGUGUUGCGGACAAGGAACGGAUUAUGUUCUGGUUCAAUGGCGGGCCAGGAUGCUCAUCAUUUGAUGGGCUAAUGAUGGAGAACGGUCCUUGGCGCGUUGAUGGAAAUGGUGGACUGAAGGUCGCGGACGGUGGAUGGGAGGAAUACACCACCAUGGUGUACGUCGAUCAGCCAGCGGGGACUGGCUUCUCAUACACGGCGACGAACCACUACGUGCAGACCUUAGAGGAAGCUUCCCAACAACUUCUGGUAUUCCUGCACAACUUUUAUGAUGUAUUUCCCGAGUACAAGUCGAUGGAGACGUACUUCGGUGGUGAGAGCUACGCGGGGCAGUACCUCCCGUACUUCGCGGACGCGGUACUUAACUCGGAUCUCUACAUCCCUCUGCGCGGUGUUGCAAUAGGCAAUGGCUGGAUUGACUCACGAAGGCAAUAUCCUUCCUACAUCGACUACCUCGUACGAGUUGGUAUACUCUCUGAGACGAGCGACGAAUACAAGGAAGCGAAGGAAAAGACGGAGUCCUGCAUCAAAGGCUUCGAAAACUACGUCAAUGAGCCGAUCAACAUCCAGGAAUGCGAAGGCCUCAUCAUGGACGUUGCGAAGGUCCGGGAAAAGCAGGACGGCGACAAGCAGAUGUGCAUGAACAUCUACGAUGUUCGCCUCGAUGACACUGCACCCGCCUGCGGCAUGAACUGGCCACCAGAUAUCAAGCCCAUUACGGAGUACCUAGAUCGAUCCGACGUCGUCUCUGCCCUCCACGCCGAGGCCCACUCCGGAUCCUGGGUCGAGUGCCGCGGACAGGUGCACGUCCAGUUCCGCGAGGAGCGAUCGAACUCGUCCAUCACUGUUCUCCCGAAGGUCCUCGAGCGCAUACCGGUGCUACUGUUUGCGGGCGACCAGGAUUAUAUCUGCAACUAUGUCGGGCUGGAGAAUAUGAUCCAGGCGAUGUCGUGGAAUGAUGGGACGGGGUUGGGGAAAGUACAAACACAAUCUUGGACGGUGGACGGCGCGCCCGCAGGGACGUGGGUCUCGUCGCGCAACCUCACCUACGCGAAGAUCUUCAACGCCUCGCAUAUGGCGCCCUUCGACCUGCCGCACGUCAGCCACGACAUGAUCCUGCGCUUCAUGAACGUCAACUUCUCCGCCAUCCUCGACGGCUCGGCGCGUAUACCCAGUAGCAUCGGGUCGGAGGAGAAGCCCACUUUUACUGCGAUUGAGGAGGAGUUGCCAAACACUCCCAUCACACCGGGAAAGACGCCUGAGCAGGAUAAGGCGAUGUGGGAGGCAUACUACAACGCCGGCUCCGCCGCCCUUGUCCUUGUUGUCGUAUUCGGCAUUAUCGGUGCCGUCGUGUGGUUCCGCCGCCGGCGCGGGGGCAGCCUGCGCCUCCCUGGUACUGUCGACUUCAGCAGGCGGCCGGGCGACUUCAGUAGUCGCGCCGACGCCGAGGAGAGUAUUCCUCUGAACGCCAGCGACAGCAUGGGGAACCUACGAAACAGCAGUACACCCCGACUUAGCGAAGAUGGCGAUGGGCGCACGUUGCGUGGAGACGAUGACGAGAGGAAGGAUAAGGGGAAAGGGCGCGCGCUGUUGCCGCCGGAGCCCAUAUUCGAUGUGGGGAGCGAUGAUGAGGAUGGGUAUAGGGAUGAGCAUGAGCAUGGGAGGAAGGAUGCGUAGGUGGGACAGCCUCUGUCAGUCUGUAAAUUACAGUACAUGGCGCACAGUCAGUGUAUUAUUUAUGUGGCUACUUAUUGGCUGGCGUUGUGAGCUUGAGG
This is a messenger RNA of Schizophyllum commune H4-8, 2180 nucleotides long. Its product is annotated as alpha/beta-hydrolase. Gene Ontology annotation, biological process: apoptotic process; proteolysis. Bases 151 to 2082 code for a protein of 643 amino acids. Gene Ontology annotation, molecular function: serine-type carboxypeptidase activity. NCBI's taxonomy places the organism in Eukaryota, Fungi, Basidiomycota, Agaricomycetes, Agaricales, Schizophyllaceae. The transcript has 12 exons. The record is from RefSeq and is a predicted model, not a curated record. Gene Ontology annotation, cellular component: trans-Golgi network.